This is a messenger RNA of Mugil cephalus (flathead mullet), 719 nucleotides long. Its product is annotated as lamin-A-like. NCBI's taxonomy places the organism in Eukaryota, Metazoa, Chordata, Actinopteri, Mugiliformes, Mugilidae. The transcript is spliced from 6 exons. Bases 52 to 609 code for a protein of 185 amino acids. The record is from RefSeq and is a predicted model, not a curated record.
AGCUGCAGGAGGAGAUGGAGACCAGAAACAAAGAGAUGGAGGAGAUAAAAGAUGAGUUGGAGAAGAACAAAGCUGCUGCUUCCAAGUCUAUCUGGCCUUUUUACUCAGGUCAAUGAACUAAAGGAGGAGAAGAAGAGGCUGGAGAAGGAGCUGAAGAAGACAAAAGAUGAGAAAGAAAAGGCGAAAAGGCUCAAAGAGGAGGAGAAGAAAAGAGAAAGAGCUGGGAAAGAAGUGGAGACACUGAAGAGGAAACUGGAGAUUGAGUCAGAGAGAAUCAAACGUGAACAAACACAGAACAGCAGCAGCUCAGACAGUCAGGAGACGUCAGGAGACAUCACUGAGUUCAUUGAUCCCAACUGCGACUACAUCGGUCUCAUAAACUGGUCUGAUCAGGACAAACCACUGGGAGGACGUCAGUUAAAAGUCCAGAUCAACAAUAGAAAACCCAUCACAUACACAUUUGAUCCAUCAAUGAAACUCAAGGCUGAAAAGGAAGUUACUUUAUACCGUCCAGGCUGUGGUCAACAUCAUCCUGACACUGGUGACCUGGUGUGGGAGGAGCUGAAGUCCUGGAUGCCUGGAAACAGAGUCCAGGCCUCUCUGCAGUGAAAUAAUUCACAGUUGAACUCCUUCAAUAAAGUUCAGUAAUCCAGCAAACAGCAACAUUAUAGAUGAGAAACAGCACGACUCAGAUCUUCCUGCAUAAACCACACACUGCA